Molecule: messenger RNA, 1275 nt
Organism: Penicillium crustosum
Lineage: Eukaryota; Fungi; Ascomycota; Eurotiomycetes; Eurotiales; Aspergillaceae
Exons: 4
Coding region: 1-1275 (424 amino acids)
Molecular function (GO): oxidoreductase activity
Source: RefSeq, a predicted model, not a curated record
AUGUCGGACGCCACUGGCUUGCUCUGUGAAUUAUGGAGCAAACAUCGGCUGACGAUUGCCAUUGUCUUUACUAGCUAUAUAGCACUGGUUCGACUUCUUCGAUACAGCCGCAUGGUGAAGAUUGAGGCCCCAUUCGCAUCUGGCAGGAAAGACCUGCCAGAAAUGACAGUCAAAGAAGCACAUGAUAUAUUGAACCAAUUGCAAGAGCUCGAGUUUCCACAUGCGUUUUCUAAAGCUCGCAAAAUGGCUCUAUUGAAGGCUGGAGGUAUCCCGACUAUGUCUAAACUCUUCGCGGUUACAGGCCAAAACAACAAGCGAAAUUCGGGCAAGCGUGCUGUUGAUACGGAAAUCCUCUUGCGAGAGGUGCAGUCCAAACCUCGGGAUUCUGAUCGUUAUGCAUCAGCCGUGGCUAGAAUGAAUUAUCUUCAUGCUCGUUACCGUCGUGCUAGCAAAAUAACGGAUAAUGAUCUCCUCCAUACUCUGGGUGACGGUCUUGCCGAGAUCGUGACUGUUGUUGAAAGAGAAGAAUGGCGUAAGCUUACUGACGUUGAAAAAUGUGCUCUCGGUAUCUUUCACAAGAACCUGGGAGAAGACAUGGGAAUCCCCUUUGAUCCGCUUCCUUCAAAAAGCGAUGGAUGGAAAAAUGGUCUGCACUUUGCGAUUGAAUUGAUAGAGUGGACAGUCCGAUAUGAGGAAGAAGUGGCAAAGCCCACGGCAACGAACGACCAAUAUGUUCGAAUUUACGUUGAUUCAGCAUUGUCGUCGCUUCCUGGUUUCAUAAGAACGACUGUACGAAAGAUGCUGGGUAAUGACUUGGACGAUGUCAUGAGAACGAGCCUUUGUCUUGAAUCUCCUGGCCCAGUCCUCUGGUUCCUAUUAACAUUUAUCCGAGAAGCACGGAAAGUAUUCCUCCGAUAUCUUGCACUUCCACGGUCUUCAUCCAGUGCUGUUAAACUAGUGCACGACAUGCCAAACCAAGAAACGCGUCUAUAUAAUUUCCAAAGGAAAACCCUGCAGCCAUGGUACGUCCAACCGACUUUCUGGUCAAAAUGGGGACUCGGCGCAUUGUUGGUUAGAGCAUUGGGAGGCAAGGUGCCCGGGUCGCGAGGAGAGCGAUAUCAACCAGGAGGAUACGACUUGAUGACGAUCGGGCCGGAGCCACAGAAGGAGCAUGGAGCGGAGGAGAUGAGAUCAGAUAUUGAUGUGAUCAAAGCGAGAGGUGUGGCUACAUGUCCAUUCUCACAGGCUAAAACAAAGUCGGGUCACUUCAAGUGA